Suillus paluster is the source of this 2038-nucleotide messenger RNA. RefSeq names its product WD40 repeat-like protein. Bases 1 to 1803 code for a protein of 600 amino acids. Gene Ontology annotation, molecular function: protein binding. The transcript has 9 exons. Lineage: Eukaryota; Fungi; Basidiomycota; Agaricomycetes; Boletales; Suillaceae. Gene Ontology annotation, biological process: carbon catabolite repression of transcription. Gene Ontology annotation, cellular component: nucleus; cell tip; cell division site. The record is from RefSeq and is a predicted model, not a curated record.
AUGGAGAGCGACAGCGCAUUCGUUGCUCCAGAGGGCGUCUACUCUGUCACUGAAGAACACAAGCCUCUCCCAGUCCCAACCCACUCUUCAACCGCAGCAAACCCCGUAUACCAAACUCGCCUUAGCUCAAUCACAGUUCGGUUUCCCCAGAAACAUCCAGCUUCACCAGGUCUCGCUCAGUUCCUUGGUGCGAACCUUGCAAAGGAUCUUAAGAAGGAAAAGGACAAGGAGAGGGAUGUAGUGGUGAAAGAGCGCCUAUUGCUCGAGGAGCGGAGCAUGUCAUCCAGCGAUACCCCAGAAGAUAGCUUCACAUCUCCAGAUGUACUAGCUACCCCAGACCUCACCCCUUCCACACCAGCAGAACACCAGCACAAGCUCUUCUCCCACCCUUCCGUCUCAGCAGGUAAGAAGAAAUCCACCGCAUCACGGCCCAAACACAACAUGCGCACCACCUCUUCCACUUUCAUCACCCGUCUCCAGAGCGUAGAAGGUCUCAGCAAGACCCUCGCAGCUAAACAGGGUGAUGUCACCUUCUUGUUCUAUAACACAGGCAAAGCUUUCUUGUGGAUCGAGGUGGGAGCCAAAGCCAAGCAGGAACCACUGACGAGGAUUAGCUUCUCUGCACACCCGACAUGUCACGACGUAAACCCCUCCACUGCAUCCUCAGAACGAAUGGAUGUUAUCAUAGGAUUCAACACAGGAGACCUCAUAUGGUUUGACCCCAUAUCAAGCCGCUACUGUCGCCUUAACAAACAGGGUACCAUCUCCUCCUCCAUCUGCACAGCCGUCCGUUGGGUCCCAUCUUCCCCAACCCUCUUCCUCGUCUCCCAUGCAGACGGAACAAUCAUCGUAUACGACAAGGAGCGUGAAGAUGGCUUGUUCACGGCUAAUAUUCCCAAUGGACCGACUAAUACCCCCCAUAUAAAUGUCAAUGCGAACGCACACGCAGCUCCUGCAGGUGAUGAAUGGGACCCACUAUCAACAAUGUUUGUCACACCUCCGCCGUGGCAUCCAGAAGCUUCUGGGAGGGGAGAGAAGGGCGUGGUGGCGAAGAACCCUGUGAGUCAUUGGCGUCUGAGUCGGCGUGGUGUUGUUGACUUUGUAUUCUCCCCUGAUGUCAAAUAUGUCGCGGCAAUUUCAGAAGAUGGGUGUCUGAGGGUGAUCGAUCCACUUGCGGAGCAGCUGGUUGACUGCUACGCAUCCUACUUCGGUGCUCUGACCUGUGUCGCUUGGUCACCUGAUGGACGCUUCAUUCUCACUGGCGGCCAAGACGACCUCCUCACGAUUUUCUCCCCCUGGGAACAACGAGUCGUCGCACGAUGCCAAGGACACUCCUCCUUCGUCUCAGCCGUAGCAUUCGACGAGCUCCGGUGCGACGGGCGGACAUACCGCUUCGGUAGCGUUGGAGAAGAUAACAAGCUCAUUCUCUGGGACUUUUCAUCUGGCGCACUUCACCGCCCUAAACACCUCGGAGCACACCAUCCGCGCAUAUCGAUGUCGUCUAGUAUUUCACUUGCUUAUCGUCGGGGAACAGGGUCAACGAUCCAACUCUCCGCAACACGUUAUCACGCUGCGCCUUCAAGGAAUGAAGUGUCAACUGUACAACCUGUAUUGAUAAAACAACUCGACGCCGACCUCCUCACCUCCCUCGCAUUCCUCCCUCGAGCGCUCUUAACAGCAUCGAAAGCGGGACACGUCCGUUUGUGGGUGCGGCCGUUUGUGAUGACCAACGCUAGUCCUAGGAGAAGAGGGCAUGCGCGUGGGAUGUUGUCUGUGACUGAUUUCCAGAGGGUGGUCGCUUGAUUUGUGUUCGUGAUGGUUUGAUUCGUUCGUGGUGAUUGAGUAGGAAGUGGGAGGUGGGAGAAAGCAGAGGUGAAGAUGUGAAGAUGGACAGAGAGUCUAACUUAUUUGUGGAUUAUGUAUAUCUGUAGAUCUCGCAUACAAGUAUAUGCACACGUACCAAGAUUUAUCGAUACCGCCUAAUUUCAUCUUCCCUGACUGUCCCCCGUGAGGAAGAAAAGAGAGAGCCAUCCAAGUU